UGACCUCCGCCAUGUUGGACGGAGGCGAAACACGAAAGCCGACUUCCGGUUUGCUGACGGUGGCUCGUUUGACUGUAGCGCCCCCUGUUGGGAGUAACAGUGAAGUAAAAUGCGACCAGUGACGUUUUGCUGUUUUGGAAAAACAGUUUAACGUAUAAACAUGUAACGGUAGUUUGAUAUAUUCUACAUAUGUUUUGGGUACACCUAGCAAAAGCUAAUGAUGUCCAGGACAACAGUCCUGCAAAAAUGCUAUCCUCAAUAAGGUUAUAAUCAUGUUUUUAUUUAAAAUGUAAAGGUGCUGAUGCAAUUUUAAUGUUUACAUUAAAUUAGAACAUUUGUAUGCAUUAUACAGCUUAAUAUACUGCAUGUCAUGAUGGUAAUACCUUUAUUGUGAAGCGUGGCAGUGCGUCAUAAGACACGCCCCUUACGGAAGUCUGGUCCUGUGCUGCCUGUCAUAACUUAUAAUGUCUACGGUAAAAACAGUAAUAUGGCCCAAAGUGAUUUUAUUCGGGGACUCCAUCACGCAGUUUUCGUUUCAAGCCAACGGCUGGGGUGCAGCAAUAGCCGACAAACUGGCACGAAAGUGUGAUGUUGUGAACCGAGGACUGUCUGGCUAUAACUCCAGAUGGGCUAAGCUGCUUCUCCCUCGCCUCAUCGACGUCACAAAGUCUGCAGACAACAACAACAACAUAGCUGCUGUCACCGUCUUCUUUGGAGCCAACGACUGUGCACUGCAAGAUAAAAACCCACUGCAGCACAUCCCUCUGGAGGAGUAUUCAGAGAACCUGAGAGUCAUCACCGGGCUUCUGGCUUCAGCCGGCGUGCCGGCAGACAGAGUUAUAUUCAUCACCCCUCCUCCCCUGCACGAGCCAGCCUGGGAGAAAGAAUGCAUUCUGAAAGGGUAUCCACUCAAUCGCCUUAACUCCACAGCGGGGCAGUAUGCAGAGGCGUGUGUCCAGGUUGCCGGUCAGUGUGGUGCAGCCGCCCUGGACCUCUGGACACUCAUGCAGAAAGACGGACAGGACUACACGGUCUAUCUGUCCGAUGGGCUGCACCUCUCUCCGAAGGGAAACCAGUUUGUCGCUCUGCACCUGUGGGAGCUGCUGGAGAGCCGUGUGGCCGACCUGCCCUUCAUCCUGCCUUACUGGGGAGACGUGGAUGCAGAGAACCCCGAGAGCAGUCUACUGGGUGACCAGUGACGAGGACCACGUCGGCUUGGAAAGACUUCUUCGAAUCUCUGAAGAAUGGAUAUUCUAUUGAGGGGAUGACUCUCCGGCACCUUUUACUAGCACUUGUUUAAAUUUCCACUAGACUUUGUCCCUGGCACAAAGCAAUGAUGCAGCCGUGAUGUGUCAAAUUCAAUAACAUGUGUUGUUUAAAAUGCACAAUAAAGAUUUUUUUAUUGA
Molecule: messenger RNA, 1406 nt
Organism: Gasterosteus aculeatus aculeatus (three-spined stickleback)
Lineage: Eukaryota; Metazoa; Chordata; Actinopteri; Perciformes; Gasterosteidae
Gene: iah1
Product: isoamyl acetate hydrolyzing esterase 1 (putative)
Molecular function (GO): hydrolase activity, acting on ester bonds
Source: RefSeq, a predicted model, not a curated record